Molecule: messenger RNA, 579 nt
Organism: Olea europaea var. sylvestris
Lineage: Eukaryota; Viridiplantae; Streptophyta; Magnoliopsida; Lamiales; Oleaceae
Product: heavy metal-associated isoprenylated plant protein 16-like
Exons: 3
Coding region: 129-455 (108 amino acids)
Molecular function (GO): metal ion binding
Source: RefSeq, a predicted model, not a curated record
AUUUCUUACAUUCCUCACACCUUUCAAAUUCUUCUCUCAUCACCAAGAAAAAGAGAAGAAAGAGUUCUAUCUUUCUGUGCUCUUUUUAGAAUCCAUUUUGCCCAUUACUCCAUUGUCUAAUCUAGAAAAUGAAGCAAAAGAUUGUGAUUAGAGUUUCAAUGAAUGAUGAGAAAUCUCGCUCCAAGGCCUUGAGGACUGUUGUUGCUGUAUCAGGUGUUGAAUCGGUUGCGUUAGUAGGGGCGGAAAAGAACCAGCUGGAGGUGGUCGGAGAUGUCGACGCGGUGGUGCUCACAAAUGCACUAAGGAAAAAAGUGGCGCCCGCAGAAUUGUUCAGCGUCGGGGAAGCAAAGAAACCAGAGGAGAAAAAGGCGGAGACUCCAGCACCGCCGUCACAGGUGGUUUGGGAUUGGUCCUACUACCCUCAGAAUGUGUAUCACUACCCAAUUUUUUUAUAAAAGAUGGCGAUUAGCCGAUGUAAUCGUAACAAUAAUCAGUACGGUUUUUAAGUAACUACGACGUUUGGGAAAAAUGUGUCACAAAUGGUUAUAAUAAUAUCUAUCAAGAAAAACUUAGAGAGGA